Molecule: messenger RNA, 651 nt
Organism: Rangifer tarandus platyrhynchus (Svalbard reindeer)
Lineage: Eukaryota; Metazoa; Chordata; Mammalia; Artiodactyla; Cervidae
Source: the annotation of a GenBank genome assembly
AUGUGCAGAGGUGGUCCUUCCUCCCGGGAGGGAAACUCUGUCGCUGCUCUUGAGUCUGUAGCCCAUGGGCUCGCCUGGGAUUUUCUUAGAAUGAAGCGAGUUUGGGCCCAAGCUUGUGGUGUUAGGAAGGCCACGUCACUGGUCGUCCUGGUGAACUGUUCUCGGGGCCAGGAGGUCAACAUGCAGGCCUCCCCAGGCACCCUCACCCGUCAGCGCUGCUGGCAGGGCAGGGGCUGGCCUGGCUCUCCUGAUCCCGCUCUGGCCCCUGGAUGGCCUGGGACCCUGAGGGCAGUGAAGGAGCUCUGGGAGAACACAGCGGGGUGUGGAGGCCUUGCUGGGUCCUCACAGGGUGUGGGGGGGCAUCCAUCGUUCCCCCCUUCUUCCACACCACGCCCCACUUUGCUUCACGACCUCACAUCGCCUUGGGUCAGUGUGUGGAUGGAUGGAGCAGAGUCCUGGGACGCCCUGGCCCCUCGCACGCUGUCGCCCGCCUCCUGGGGGCUUGGGGACUGGCCUCUCCCAGGCGGGGCAGGCAGCUCGCCCUGCCCAGGCCGUCACGCCUGUUCCCGCUCCUCGUUGCACGCUGAUGUCGGCUCGGGAGUUGAAGAGCUGCGGUCCCGAAAGCAAGGAGCCAGGCAGUUCUCCGCCUGA